Myxozyma melibiosi is the source of this 1506-nucleotide messenger RNA. RefSeq lists its product as uncharacterized. NCBI's taxonomy places the organism in Eukaryota, Fungi, Ascomycota, Lipomycetes, Lipomycetales, Lipomycetaceae. The coding region runs from base 1 to 1506 and encodes 501 amino acids. The transcript is spliced from 3 exons. Gene Ontology annotation, molecular function: heat shock protein binding; ATP binding. Gene Ontology annotation, cellular component: cytoplasm. Gene Ontology annotation, biological process: response to heat; protein refolding. The record is from RefSeq and is a predicted model, not a curated record.
AUGCCCUUCGCAUUGCCGUCCUCGCGCGCGGCGGUCGCGCUGCGCUCUAUAGCGAAAUCAUGUCCCUACUCCUCCUCGGCCUCCUUCUCGCAAGCUCGCUCGAAGAGACACUUCUCGUCCGUCUUCUCUUCCUCGCCCUCGGCCCAUCCUCGCAAGCGCUCUGCUCCGGCUGCGCACCCACACCCGUCGACCGUCUUCCGGCGCGACUUCCGCGCCUCGACGCCCUCGCUCGAUGGCAAAUCAGACCCCUACGGCACCCUCGGCGUCAGUAAGACGGCCUCGGCCGCGGAGAUCAAGAAAUCAUAUUACAAGCUCGCGAAGAAAUACCACCCGGACAUAAACAAAGAGCCCGACUCUGAGAAGCGAUUCCAGGACAUUCAGGCCGCUUACGAGAUCCUCUCGGAUCCGUCCAAGAAGUCCGCGUUCGACACCUACGGCUCCGCCGGCGGUUUCGACCAGAGCGGCGGUGGACCCGGUGAUGGGUUCAACCCGUACAGCAACUUCAGCGGCGGGUUUGGCGGAUUCGGCGGAUUCGGUGGUGGUGGUGGCUUUGGCGGCGCUCAGGGCUUUGAUUUCGAAGAUAUCUUGAAUGCAUUCUCCGGCGGCCGGAGCGGUGGACGAAGGAGAAGUGGCGGUGAUACAGUACAGGAGUUCAGGGGUGACGAUAUAGAGGUCGUGUUGACGAUCAGCUUCCUUGACGCCGCCAAAGGCGCCGCAAAGGAUGUUCACUACAACCCUCUUGUUUCUUGCAGCACUUGCUCCGGCAGCGGUCUCAAAGCCGGCCACAAGCGCACAACCUGCCGCACUUGCCGCGGUACCGGCACACAGGUUCACAUGACCCAAGGCGGUUUCAGCAUUGGCUCGAACUGCACAACCUGCGGCGGCACGGGUGUCUACACUGAUCCCUCCUCUGCAUGCGGUACCUGCGAAGGCCAGGGCGUGGUCAAGACUCGCCGCACGACCACCGUCGAUAUCCCGGCUGGUAUUGACGACGGGAUGAGACUCCGUGUCUCGGGCGAGGGCGACGCUCCCGACGUGCAGGCGUCCAAGAACGUUCGCGUGCACAGAGGAGAUCUGUACGUGCGCGUCAAGGUCGCGCCUCACAAGUCGUUCACGCGUAACGGCGCUGACUUGUUCCACACUGUCGAUAUCCCGAUGACGACUGCCGCGUUGGGUGGCCGCGUCCGCAUUCCUACUCUUGAUGGAGAAGCCGACAUUGCUGUUCCGCCUGCGACUCAGUCGGGUAUGACCAUCACCAUGACCGGUAAGGGUCUGCCUGUCGUGCAGCGACGGUCGGCUGUCGGUGACAUGAAGGUUACUUUCAAGGUCCAGACUCUAAGACCGACGACGACCGAGCAAGUCGAGCUCCUUGAACGUCUCGCAGACGCGUUCAACGACCAAACCGCGCGCCGCAAGCUCCACCCAAAGCCAAAAUCACCCUCUCCAUCAUCCUCGUCUGAUUCUUCGCCCUCGUCCGAGUCGGAUCCUUCGUCAUCGUCCAAGUGA